This is a messenger RNA of Dendronephthya gigantea, 1938 nucleotides long. RefSeq names its product cell division cycle protein 16 homolog. Gene Ontology annotation, biological process: cell division. Gene Ontology annotation, molecular function: protein binding. The record is from RefSeq and is a predicted model, not a curated record. NCBI's taxonomy places the organism in Eukaryota, Metazoa, Cnidaria, Anthozoa, Malacalcyonacea, Nephtheidae. The transcript has a single exon. The coding region runs from base 20 to 1702 and encodes 560 amino acids.
UGGAAUAUUAGAAAAAAAGAUGGAGCCGAGCGGGAAAGUGUCAGUUGUUCAACUUCGGAACUUAGUCCGGAGUUAUAUCGAUAAACAUUUGUAUAAAACAGCUUUAUUUUGGGCUGAGAAGGCAAUGUCUUUAUCGAAUGAUGAACUUCAGGAUGUUUACUGGUUUGCCCAGGCUUUGUUUUACACAAAGCAAUAUGAAAGAGCUGUCCAUGCCCUGAUAAGCCGUGGCCUUCAUGAGAAUAAUUUGGCGUGUCGUUAUCUAGUUGGCAAGUGUUAUGCGGAAUGUAAGAAGUGGCAAGAAGCUCUAGAUGUACUGGAAAUGGAACAGAAAUACUUAAAAACUAAUUUAUCAUCAGAACUUUGGGCUGGAACUGCAAGCAAGAAACUUGAAGCCGCCGUCAAUCUCUUAAGGGGGCUAGUGUACGAUGCAAUGGACAAUGGUCCAAUGGCGUGUGAUUGUUACAAAGAGGCUUUGAGAAAUGAUGUUCAUUGUUAUGAAGCAUUUGAUCAGCUGACAUCACACCAUAUGUUGUCUCCAAAUGAAGAAUUAGAAUUUUACAAAUCAUUGCCUUUUGAGGAACAGUGUCUUCCUGAAGAGAUCCCCUUAAUGAAAUAUCUUUAUGAAAUGAAAUUGCAGGACAGUGAAAAGUCAGUGAAGUUGCCUACACCAUGUGAAUCUGUGAGCAGCAGUUUAGAUGUUGCUGUAUGUAUGGCAGAAAAGCAAUUCUCAAAAUGUGAUUUUCAGCUGUGCUAUAAAAUGAGCAGCCAAAUAAUGCAAAAGGAUCCUCUUCACAGUGCAUGUUUACCAUUGCAUAUCUCAUGUAUGGUAGAAUUAAAGAAACCUAAUGAGCUAUUCUUCCUUGCUCACAAGUUGGUCGAUAAUUAUCCAGAUCAAGCAGUAUCAUGGUAUGCAGUUGGCUCUUACUAUUUUCUCAUAUCAAAGUAUGAAGCUGCACGUCGAUUCUUAUGUAAAGCGACAACCAUUGACCGCAAUUUUGGUCAUGCAUGGAUUGGAUUUGGUCAUGCUUUUGCCAUAGAAGGUGAACAUGACCAAGCGAUGGCUGCCUACUUUACAGCAUCAAGAUUGAUGCCAGGUGCAUACCAGCCUUUGUUGUAUGUUGGUAUUGAGUACAAUAAAACCAACAACCCAAAGUUGGCUGAAAGGUUCUUCAACCAAGCAUUGGCCAUUGCACCAGAUGAUCCAACCAUCAAGCAUGAACUUGGCCAGAUUGCCUUUCAGAAUGGCAAUUAUGUCAAGGCUGAGAAAUGUUUUAAAGAAGCUCUAGAGAAAGUGCAAAGUUUGAGUGCAGGUAUCAUCCUUGCCACAUGGGAGCCAUUGGUGAAUAAUCUUGGUCAUGUAAUUAGAAAGCAAGGAAGAUAUGAAGAAGCACUUGAGUAUCAUCAGCAAGCUUUAGUUCUGGUGCCUCAAAAUUCAGACACCCUUUCAGCUAUAGGCUUUAUAUAUAGUCUACUUGGCAAUUAUGAGCAAGCAAUAAGUUAUUUUCAUAAGGCAUUAAGUCUGAGAAAAGAUGACACAUUUAGUGUUCAAAUGUUGGGUCAAACAUUAGAACAGUUCUCUCUGGCAAUUCUCCCUGAUGAACCAGAAGAACAAGUGCCUUUAAGUAGCAAUGUUGUUAAUGAAAAUGUUAGAGGACAAAGCAUGAUUGACACUAGUAUUGAAGAUGUAAGCAUGGAAACAUAAAAUUUGGUUACUUAAUUCUGGAUAAACACUUGGUGAUGAAGUAUUGAUGAUUUGUGUUGUAAAAAUUAAAAUAUUUUUAUGACUAAAUAGACAGGCCAAGUAAAUAUUGUACAAAAUCUAAUUGAAAAUAUUUGCGGUGUUACCAAUUUUCUUUGAAUUAUUAGAUUGUUAACUUAAUGAGAGCUCAUAUUGCAAAAUGACCAACAAUGGAAACAAAGAAUUAUUAUUCGGCCUAU